UUAGACGUACAUUUCAUUAUGGCAAACAUGCGAUUAAUAUUCAUCAUCCAUUGGUUGCAAUAGUUGAAGUACCAAAAAGAAAUGAUAUAUUGCUUAUUAGAUGCAUCGCUUGGCAAAUCCAGAAAAGCAUUAAUAUCACCUGAAAGCGGAUUUUUAGCUAUGACCCUUCUUACCAUUCAUUGUUGGAAAAGAUUCUAUGAGUCACAUUAUGUUAAUGUUUUUUCUGAUAAAAAAAUGCACAUAUCUCAUUAUUUAGUUGGAUAUUUACAUUAUACGGGAACAUUAAUUAGUAUCUUGGGUGAAUUACACGGUUUUGUUCGAGAUUCAGAUAAAUCAAUCGAUUGGCAUAAUUUAACGUUCUUACAAAUAGUUUGCGCUAAUAUAUUUUUAUUGUCUUCGUUGAUGCAAUUGCAAUCUAAUUUUAUCUUAGUCAAUUUGAGAAAAUCUAAUAACAAAGUUGUUUUCGACGGAUACAAAGUACCACACGGUGGUCUAUUCGAAUAUUUAUCAUCGCCGUUGCAAUUAACAGAAAUUAUAAUUUAUUUAUCGGUAUCUGUAAUUCUUUGGCAAAGUAAUACGUUUCAUUACGUCACACUUUGGGUAAUACUUAACCAGGUGGAUUGUGCUAUAAUGGAACACAAAUGGUAUAAACAAACUUUCCAAAACUAUCCGAAGAAACGGAAAAUCUUAAUUCCAUAUUUAUUUUAAAUAGAAUUAAUAUUAUCUCUGUUAUUUAUAUAAUAUUUAUAAUCUAUUUAUAAACU
Messenger RNA from Polistes canadensis, 764 nucleotides. Its product is annotated as polyprenol reductase. The record is from RefSeq and is a predicted model, not a curated record. NCBI's taxonomy places the organism in Eukaryota, Metazoa, Arthropoda, Insecta, Hymenoptera, Vespidae. Gene Ontology annotation, cellular component: endoplasmic reticulum. Bases 82 to 708 code for a protein of 208 amino acids. The transcript has 5 exons. Gene Ontology annotation, biological process: polyprenol catabolic process; dolichol-linked oligosaccharide biosynthetic process. Gene Ontology annotation, molecular function: 3-oxo-5-alpha-steroid 4-dehydrogenase activity.